AUGUUUCGCCUUCUUAGCUCAAAGUCACGAGUGGCUCCAAUGAAAAUACAGACGAUACCGAGAUUAGAGCUCUGUGGAGCGCUUCUAGUCACUCAGUUGUUCAAGGUUCUGCGGGAAGCGCUAAACAUUUUAGCAGAUGCAUAUUUUUGGUCCGAUUCCACAUGCGUACUGUGCUGGCUCGGAUCGAUUCCGUCGACGUGGAACGUGUUUGUAGCGAACAGAGUAUCAAAAAUUCAAGCCAUUACUGAAGGGUUCCGAUGGCAACAUGUUCCUGGAAUCCAAAACCCAGCUGAUCUUGUAUCAAGAGGAAUUCUACCGCAGGACAUCGUUGACAAUCGAUUCUGGUGGACGGGACCGAAUUGGCUGGAGUUAGGUCCAGAACACUGGCCGAAUGCUGUGAAUGUUCAACCCGACGAGAAGGUAAAUACGGAGCGUCGUCGUGUGGUGAUAGCAAAUACGUCUUCUGCUGUACAGGAAUUCAACGAACUUUAUUUCUAUAAAUUCUCGUCAUACUCGGACCUGGUCCGUCGUACCGCCAUUUGGUUGCGACUGAUGAAGCUGCUUCGCACUCGUCGUGAAGAUCGUACUUCUGGUUACCUCACCACUGCUGAACUAAAGGAGGCAGAAAACAUCUUAAUUCGCCGAGUUCAAAAGGAAGCUUUUGCUGAUGAGUUGAAAGCGUUAUCUGCAAAGAAAAUGAUACCUUCAAAAUCACCAUUGCGUUGGUUCAACCCAUAUUUAGACGAGGAUGAAAUACUUCGUGUCGGGGGACGGUUGAAACAAUCGGACGAGUCUGAAGACACCAAACACCCUGCAGUUCUACAGGCACGCCAUCAGUUCACCCGUUUAGUUCUGCUCCACUACCAUUUGCGUUUGUUGCACGCUGGACCACAGCUUUUGCUGAGCACUGUUCGUCUUCGUUUUUGGCCUUCAGGGGGAAGGAAUGUGGCGAGACACAUCGUUCAUCAGUGCCAAAGAUGUUUCCGGGCUAAACCACAUCCUGUCCAGCAAUUCAUGGGAGAUUUACCCGCAGCCCGGCUCAAGGUAGCCCGUCCUUUUUCAAAAACUGACAUAGAUUACUUUGGACCUGUAUACGUACGGCCAGCACCAAGGCGAGUAGCAGUAAAGGCAUACGUUUGCCUUUUCGUGUGUCUAUGCACCAAGGCAGUUCACCUCGAGCUCGUUACUGACCUAUCAACGGAAUGGUUUAUUCAGGCACUAAUACGAUUCGUAUCAUGCAGAGGUCCUAUUACUGAGCUCUGGUCCGACAAUGGGACCAAUUUUGUUGGGGCUCGCAACAAAUUGCGAGAGCUCUUUAUUUUGCUGCGAGCCAAGAAUCACCAAGAGAAAAUUACCACGGAAUGCGUCAACCAGGAUAUUCGUUGGAUUUUCAGCCCUCCAAGUGGGCCACAUUUUGGAGGGUUAUGGGAGGCGGCUGUACGCUCUGCAAAACACCAUAUUCUGCGUGUUAUAGGGAACGAACCCGUGUCCAUUGAGAAUAUGAAUACGCUGCUCGUUCAGGUUCAGAAGACCGGUGGAGGAUUUAUCCGAUGGACCUGUAAAACGUCUAAACCAUUAUCAACAGCUUCAACAAAAACAACAAACAACAACUAUUUUGGAACCGGUGGAGGCGGGAAUACCUGUGUCAACUGCAAGGCCGUACUAAACGCUGGCGUUCACCGGUACAAAUUGAAGUUGGUAAAUUGA
Molecule: messenger RNA, 1707 nt
Organism: Armigeres subalbatus
Lineage: Eukaryota; Metazoa; Arthropoda; Insecta; Diptera; Culicidae
Exons: 1
Coding region: 1-1707 (568 amino acids)
Molecular function (GO): nucleic acid binding
Source: RefSeq, a predicted model, not a curated record